AUGGUUUUGUCAGAACUUCAAUCUCUUCAGGUGUCUACUAAAUCAUUCCAACCCUCUCAGGAUAUCAAUCCCUUUUCUCUUGAAGAAUCCUCAAACACAGCCAACAAACCCAACCACCAUCAACUGAAACUUUUCUUCCCGAAAUUUGAUGGAGAGGACCCGCAGGGAUGGGUGUGCAAAGCAGAACAAUAUUUUGAGUUCCAAGGAGUUCCUGCUAACCAACAAGUUACGUUGGCAUCAUUCCAUUUGGAGGGAUUGGCCCUCCAAUGGCAUAGGUGGUUCAUGAAAUUUCGUGGGCCAGUAUCUUGGAAAGAGUUUACAAAAGCCAUUCUCCUACGCUUUGGACCAACUGAAUUCGAAGAUCCUUCCGAAUCUUUGACUCGUCUACAACAGACCACCACAGUAGAGGCUUACCAGGAGAAUUUUGAGAAAUUAUCCCACCGAAUUGACGGAUUGCCGGAAUCGUUUUUAAUUGGGUGUUUUAUUGCAGGCUUAAGAGAUGACAUUCGCUUAGAUGCUAAAAUCAAACAUCCACCAACUUUGACCGAAGCCAUAGGGGUGGCUCACCUAAUUGAGGAACGAAAUCUCCUGCAAAGGAAACUUCCACAAUUCCAUCGUUCACCAACGCCUUCAACUCGAACACAGGAAAAUUCCACGGAGGGAUUACUUGGACCUCCACCUUCUCAAAAAUCCACAUCCAACAUCACUUCCACUACUUUCCGACGUAUAACCCCACAAGAAACUCGUGAACGACGUGAAAAAGGCUUGUAUUAUUACUGUGACGAAAAAUUUGUUUCUGGCCAUCGUUGUGCCCGACCUCAGCUCUUCAUGAUAGGCGAUGAUGUUGAGACCAUUGAAGGAAAUCUGGAAGACACGGCAACAGAGGAGCUUGAAGGAACUACACCCGAAAUCUCGUUCCAUGCCAUAGCGGGUACGAAUCAUCCGCAAACAAUUCGAGUUAUUGGACAGUUGCAGAACAAGGAUUUAACAGUACUCAUCGAUGGUGGGAGUACCCAUAAUUUCAUCGAUCAAGCAGUGGUCACCAAAUAUGGCUUACCUGUUGAGAAAAGCAAGAAGUUUCAUGUUAUGGCAGCCAACAAAGAUAGAAUUGAAUGUGCUGUUCUGGGUGUCGAAUGGCUUACUACACCUGGACCGAUCGAAACCGAUUAUGCCCGCCUCACUAUGACAUUCAAACAAGAUGGGAUCAUUCAUACUUUUCAAGGAGUCCAACAAGGACUAGAAGUCCUUUCUCAGAAGGAAUGCCAAAGCUCCCACGGGUCAGUAGGAUUGGGUACAGGAUUCUUCCUCCAGCUGGUUGCCACAUCAGCCACCAAAAAAAUCUCAACCCACCCACCAGAAUUAGAUAGACUCCUCUCCAAAUUUCCAGUAGUCUUCCAAAAUCCUACGACUCUUCCACAACAGAGAUCCCAUGACCACCGAAUUCAACUUCUGGCGAAUAACCCUCCUGUGAAUGUGCGUCCCUACCGUUACCCACACUAUCAAAAGGCCGAAAUAGAGAAAAUUGUUCGUGAACUUCUCCAAAUAGGACUCAUACGUCCCAGCCACAGUCUGUUCUCUUCACCGGUGUUAUUAGUUAAGAAAGCAAGUGGGGAGUGUUGGGAGGAACAUCUGAGCCAUCUCCAUACAGUUCUCUCCAUUCUUGCCGCUAAUCAUUUGUUUGCAAAGGAGUCAAAAUGUGUUUUUGGGGUGACUACUGUUGAAUAUCUGGGCCACAUAAUUUCUUCAGCAGAAGUAAGUGCUGACCCUGUCAAGGUGCAAAACUUUCGAGAAUGGCCAACCCCGUCGACCAUCCGGGAGGUUUGUGGAUUUCUGGGUUUAGCAGGAUAUUAUCGGAAGUUCAUUAAACACUUCGGAGGCAUUGCACCGCCCCUCACUAAAUUACUCAGCAAGGAAGGAUUUCAUUGGACUCAAGAGUGCGACGUUGCUUUCCAACAGCUGAAGACGGCACUAACCACAGCCCCUGUUCUGGCACUUCCAGAUUUUUCACAGCCUUUUGUUAUUGAGUGUGAUGCCAGUGGAAUUGGAAUUGGUGCGGUAUUGUCCCAAAAUGGACGACCCCUUGCUUAUUUCAGUCAAGCAAGGCUCGUCCGCACUGAUCAACAAAGUCUGAAAUACUUGUUGGAGCAGCGCAUAACAACACUGGCUCAAGCACGUUGGUUACCAAAACUACUUGGGUAUGAUUACCACAUUGAAUAUAAACAUGGGAAUGAAAACCAAGUUGCCGAUGCCCUCUCUCGAGUUGAGCUCAAUUUCAUUUCAAUUUCCACACCACAAGCGGAUUGGUGGAGCCAUCUGUAG
Messenger RNA from Ziziphus jujuba (common jujube), 2319 nucleotides. RefSeq lists its product as uncharacterized. The transcript has 4 exons. Bases 1 to 2319 code for a protein of 772 amino acids. The record is from RefSeq and is a predicted model, not a curated record. Lineage: Eukaryota; Viridiplantae; Streptophyta; Magnoliopsida; Rosales; Rhamnaceae.